GGUUGAACGCUAGGUUUCAUUCAGGAUUCAGCCAUUUCUAAAUCCCAAUUUCCCAUUUGCCUCUUCCAGUCUUCCCUCUUCUUUACCCUCUUCCCUCUUCGGCUCUUCCCUUCCCAAGUUCGCAGUUCGCAAGUCGCAACUUCGCCGGCAGCCGGCACUCCCUGACUCCCAGUGCCAGUUCCCUUCAGCUUCAGCUUCCCUUCCCAGUUCCCUUCCCACUUCGCAGUUUGCAUACAGUCGGCGACGGCGAAUUCGAACCUCCUGUUCCAGAUCGGCAGAUCCAGUCUUCCCCUUCGGACUUCGGCUUCCACCCUCCCAACUUCGCAGCUCGCACUCUCGCAGACUCGCAGUACUCCUUCAGACCUUCCGUCCUUCAGGCAUGGAGGAACAAUUUAUACUUAGAGUUCCGCCUUCUGUCUCUGAGCGCAUAGACCGGCUAUUGAGUGAGAAUGCCUCUUCUUCUGAAGAUAAAUCCCUGGAUUUGUCCUUUUCUGAGGAUGGGAGGAGUGGUACAUUCGUCAUUGGCAAUGAUCAUUUUCCAGCAGCCCUCUUGGAUCUUCCUUGCAUUGUGGAGUCGUACAAAACAUAUGAUGAUAAUGUGCUAAUUAAAACUGCUGACAUUGGUCAAAUGAUUAUGGUAAGAGAAGAAGGUGAUGCUGCUCCAGAUGAUGUGGAGUAUAGACAUGGCCUUACUCCUCCCAUGAGGGAUGCUCGGAAACGCAGAUUUCGUAGGGAGCCAGAUCUAAAUCCUGAGCUUGUGCGGCGUGUUGAGAAAGAUCUUUCAAAUAUAAUGGCUGGUGGAACAGCUGAAAAUGUUGAUAUCCUUGCAUGUUAUAUUAGUAACUCUACUUUUGCUAUUACCCUUUCAGAUCACAAUGGCAAACUUGGCAACUGGUUAAAUAAUUUGCUGCAAGAUUUUAUUGGCUUCUCAAAGAUUCAUUAUCUGAACUCUUUUUUUUUUUUUUUUGGGGGGGGUGGUGUGGUUGUGCUUUUGUUUAGUGCUCGAUCAUGUGAAAACAGAAGUAAUUGUAUCCUUGUGUGAUUGAUACAAGCACACGUCUUUAUCACAAGCCUUUCUGCUUAGCAUAACGGCUACUUUGGCAUUUAGGGCCCAGAUUAUAUUAGAUAAUGCCCAAAUUAUAUUAGACCCUGAUUGUUCCUUAACCGAGUAGCUCACAUGUUGAAGCAGUUGAACAAGAGGAAGAUGGUGAUGAAAAUGCUCGUAAUGUGAAUAAGAAAGCUGUGCCUGCACCUGCGCCAAAGCCUAAGGUUCCUGAAGCUGAAACUAAUGCUGGGGAACCCGACAGAAGUGAUUCCGACGAGUCUGAUGAUUCAAUAUAACACCUGCAGAACUUGAAAUUUGACAUCAACCAGAUGGGUGUUUUCCACUGUAAUGGUGGCAUGAAGGUAGUGUGAGGCACUCUAGAUUCCAGUCUCUUCCAAUGUGUCUUGUAUCAAUUUAAUUGCUGUCCUGUAUUUAUGGUGGGAAUGUAUUCCAUUUGACGUGUUUUGUUAUAUUUCAGUUGUAAAUUUGCUCGUAUAAGCCUUAACACCAAGUCUUACACGCCUCGUUCUCUUGAUCUCCUUGUUUUCAUAUAUAUAUAUAUAUGUUCUAUUGAUCA
Malania oleifera is the source of this 1622-nucleotide messenger RNA. RefSeq names its product transcription initiation factor TFIID subunit 7. Lineage: Eukaryota; Viridiplantae; Streptophyta; Magnoliopsida; Santalales; Ximeniaceae. Gene Ontology annotation, cellular component: transcription factor TFIID complex. The record is from RefSeq and is a predicted model, not a curated record. Gene Ontology annotation, biological process: transcription initiation at RNA polymerase II promoter; RNA polymerase II preinitiation complex assembly. The transcript has 5 exons. Gene Ontology annotation, molecular function: RNA polymerase II general transcription initiation factor activity. The coding region runs from base 380 to 1042 and encodes 220 amino acids.